Xylaria bambusicola is the source of this 1594-nucleotide messenger RNA. Its product is annotated as ERV/ALR sulfhydryl oxidase domain-containing protein. The transcript is spliced from 3 exons. The coding region runs from base 605 to 1210 and encodes 201 amino acids. Gene Ontology annotation, cellular component: mitochondrion. Gene Ontology annotation, molecular function: flavin-dependent sulfhydryl oxidase activity; flavin adenine dinucleotide binding. The record is from RefSeq and is a predicted model, not a curated record. Lineage: Eukaryota; Fungi; Ascomycota; Sordariomycetes; Xylariales; Xylariaceae.
GUAUUUUUUCCCCCCUCCCUAGGUAUCCCAUUCUGUGCAUUUAUCUUGCAGUAGGUAAAUGCCGCUACUCACCUCUUGUCUAUCAGUGUAAUCUCCUAAAUUUCCGAAUUUAGUAUCAAUUUCAAUAGCUGAAGACUUAGUUUUAGGCAACUCGCCUUGCCGUUACCUUACGGCACUUGCCGGCCCCGUGGUUCGUCCCUUGCUUAGGCCAGUAGACCCUGUAUUACAAGGGUCCGGCUGUCGUAAAACAGUAAUAGACAUAAUCCACAACCCUAUUUCAGCCUAGGUUCACUCUAGCGUCGCCUGCUCAGUGGGUUUAUUAAUAAAGCCAGUGGACUCAUCCAAGCCCGACCAUCGUUCGAGUGUCUCGACCGUGUUUGAUCUACUUAGUCUGCGUCUACCUAUUCUAUCCCGUUCACGCCGCCCGCCGAUCAUGUUGCUUCCGUGAUGAUUCUGCCAUUUAUUUAUCAUCCGCUGUCGCUCGAUUCUAUUCGCCACCAGUAAGAGUCUACGAGUCGUCGCUCAUACGCCACUGCAGUGCGCUCCAUCACGAAAGACUCGCAUUGCUCUACUAUCCCCAAAUCUAUCCCCAUUGCUUUAUACAAUGGCGCGCCAUAUCACCAUCCUCAUCACCAUCGUGGUGGCCGGUUUCCUUUUAUUAUCUUUCAGUACCUCCAAUCUCGGUAGCAUAAGCAGCGUACCAAAGCCUGCGCCUGAUACAAGCCUUGCAAAAGACAGCACGUCCGAAGGAGAUACAGCUUUUGCUGCUCUGUCAGGCAACAUUCUGGAGGGAGAAUCGAUAGCGCCAAAGCUCGAGAAUGCGACCAUCAAGGCUGAGCUUGGUCGCGCGAGCUGGAAACUCUUUCAUACGAUGAUGGCCCGCUUUCCCGAGAAACCAACCGAAGAAGACUCACUUGCCCUCAAAACCUACAUCAAACUGUUCGCUCGAUUAUAUCCCUGUGGCGAUUGCGCUAGUCAUUUCCGGCAGCUGCUCAAAAAAUUCCCUCCUCAGAUUGGCUCACGCAAUGCCGCGGCCGGCUGGGCCUGCCAUGUGCACAACCAGGUCAACGAAAGGCUAAAGAAACCUCUGUUUGACUGCAAUAACAUCGGCGACUUCUACGACUGUGGAUGCGGCGAUGAAAAGAAGGUAGCCGGCGAGGCCGGGGCUGGGGCCGGGGCGGAACAACCAGAGUUAGCCACGAAGGAAUAAGCCCAGUCGAAGAGCGAUACAAGACGGAUAAUCUCCUUGAAUAUUGAACUUUUUGACAGCACAUACGCAUAUUUUGUGAAAAGGCGCAUGGAGUUUUGACAUACUUAUGUAUUUAUCCUCCAACUCUUUGGGGAAAAGGAGGGGAGUUUUUGAAAGAACUUGGUCCUGUCCUCCUUAAUGUGACGUAGCCCUCUUCACAUGUCUAAGUUCGAUGAGUCGUUUUUGUCCCCUUUCCCGCCCAACUAUGUUCUAGAAGGUCUCAAGAAUUCAGAAUUUGAUGAGGCUACUAGGGAGGUACAUAGGUAAGUACCUCAUUGAGUGCAUGGACCACGUGACUUGCCGGUCUGGUGGGGUGGCUUCGGCCGCCAAGCAACGCAUUGGCGG